Molecule: messenger RNA, 615 nt
Organism: Solea senegalensis (Senegalese sole)
Lineage: Eukaryota; Metazoa; Chordata; Actinopteri; Pleuronectiformes; Soleidae
Product: procollagen C-endopeptidase enhancer 2-like
Exons: 3
Coding region: 93-377 (94 amino acids)
Molecular function (GO): protein binding
Source: RefSeq, a predicted model, not a curated record
CACUGAACCCACUGUGUACACAGGCGUGUAAGCGGACAGGGACUCUGCAGACCAGCUACUGCACCCAUGACUUUGUUAUUACGGGUAAGAUCAUGUCUGUGACUGCUGGUCAAAGAGGCUCCGCAAAAGUGGAGGUGGCCCUGAUCAAGGCCUACAAGACAGGACGCCUCAACGUCGCCAAAUCAGGCCCGACCACGUCAGUCACUCUGACCUCCACCUGCAAGAGAUGCCCCGGCCUAAGCAAAGGCUUGAACUACGUGUUGAUGGGGAAAGUGGACGCUCAGGGCAACGGCCAGCUGAGCCCCUCCAGCUUUACUCUCCUCUAUAAGCCCAUCCACGCCAAAGCACUCGCCCUCCUUUCUCGCAAAUCAUGCUGACCUCACGGCCCCAUCCACCAAUCACAGCACACACCUGCAGAGCCCUGACUCUCUAAAAAAAAAAAAACAGCUACACAAAAACAUGUAACUUAACAUAAAGACUGAAAAUAUUAUGACUUAUAUCCAAAAACAUUUCUUAUACGAUGUAAAACAGUUGAUUAUUUACAUUUUUUUGAAAGAGUAAACACACCGUUGACUGUUGUGUAUUUUAUAUGUAAAUUAUAUUGUUUGUGUUAAA